This is a messenger RNA of Pedinophyceae sp. YPF-701, 2568 nucleotides long. Lineage: Eukaryota; Viridiplantae; Chlorophyta; Pedinophyceae. The record is from the annotation of a GenBank genome assembly.
AUGGGCCUCAAGGUCAUCGCACUGGUGUCGGGCGGGAAGGACUCGUGCUUCGCGCUCAUGGAGUGCGUGCGCAUGGGCCACGAGAUCGUGGGACUCGUGAACCUCCUCCCCGCGGACUCGGACAUCGACGAUACCAACUCGUGGAUGUACCAGACGGCAGGCCAUGGUGUCAUUGAAGCUUACGCGCGGUGCAUGCAGCUCCCCCUGCUCCGGCGCCGCAUCCAGGGCGCCGCGGCGAACACGCAGCUCGCCUACGCCACCACCGACGGCGACGAGGUCGAGGACCUCACCGUCGCCCUCGCGCACGCAAAGCGCCGCUUCCCGGAGGCCACCGCCGUCUGCUCCGGCGCCAUCGCCAGCGACUACCAGCGCACGCGGGUCGAGAGCGUUGCCAUCCGGCUCGGACUCACGCCGCUGGCGCCGCUGUGGCGCCGCGCGCAGCUCAGCCUUCUGCCGGCCAUGUUGGAAGCGCACGUGCAUGCGAUCCUCAUCAAAGUGGCUGCGAUCGGCCUGGUGCCGAGCCGCCACCUCGGCAUGAGCCUGCAAGAGGCCGAGGAGGAGCUCCUGCGCCUGCGCGCCAAGUACGGGAACAACGUGUGCGGGGAAGGGGGGGAAUACGAGACGCUCGUGCUCGACUCCCCCCUCUUCACGGGUGGACGCAUCGCGGUCGGCGACUCCGCGGGCGAGGUCGUGCUGCCUGAUCCGGACCCGUACGCACCCGUCGGGCUGCUUAAACUGACGAAGUGGAGCGUUGAGGCCAAAGACACGGACAGCGCACACAACCAGGACGCCGUCGUGGAGGAGAUCACGGACGACAUGGGCGCCGCAGCGGUGCAGGAAAUCCUUGGAUCAGCCAGCGAGGUUUCGUCGCCGCGGAAUGCCGGCGCGUUCGACGUGCGCCCGUGGGCGGCGCAGGGCGGCGGGUUUGUCCGUGCGGGAUGUGCGGUCGAGGGCGGGCGCGGGGCGGAGAGUGCCGCUGCGGCCGUCGAGUUCGCGCUCAGAGCAGCGAUCAGCGAGGCCACGGAGCUCGCGGGCUGCGGUAUCGAGCGCGCUGCUUUCGUGCAAAUGACGCUGCGCGACAUGGCCACGUUCGCGGCGGCCAACGGCGCGUACUGCCAGCAGAUGCCCCAAACGCUGCCGCCGUCGCGCGCCUGCGUCGCAACCGGAGCCGGCACUCCCAUCGCCUCCGUCGAAAUUCUGCUACCCCUGGACGGCGGGCGGGACCGCAGGCAGCUGCCGCGCCGCGUGCUGCACGUUCAGAGCGUGUCGCCGUGGGCGCCCGCCUGCAUCGGACCCUACUCGCAAGCCACGGCGCUCGGUCCGCUCAUCCACAUAGCCGGCCAGAUCCCGCUGGAUCCUGCCUCCAUGGAGGUGUGCACGCGUCUGCCUGGAGACGCGGGACAGGCCACGCCAGCGUGGGCAGCACACAUUGCGCAGCACGCCGGCCUCGAACGCGACGCCGCGGGGCCCCUGCUCGCGGAGCUCGAGCGCGCCCUGGUGAGUACGCAAGCUGUCGCGGUCGCAGCUGGCGGCGACGUGUCGUCGGGCCUCCUGUCGGCAACUUGCUGGUGUUCACCGGACGCCGCCAUUGGGCGGCGGUCUCCGGGGGCGAGGCGAACGGCUUGCGAGAUGGCCGUCGCGUCGCUGCUCGACGGGUCGCUCAUGGCCACGUCGCGGUACUCGCCGCUGUCGGCCGCGACGGAGUACGGUGGAGGCGCGCUCUCGGAUGCCACGGACUCCGGCAGCGAGGAAGCCGACUUCGGGUUUGGCUGGGAUCCGUCCCGGGAUGCGCGCAAGGGUGGCCAAGGUGCGAGCGCCGCUGGGGAGCGGCGCCCGGGCGAGGUGGCUGCGCAGGCUCCCGAGCCGAUGUCGCAGAGUGCGCGGGGUGCGCUGGUGAGGGAGCUGGGCCUGGAGGGGGACUUGGGGGAGUUUUGGACGCCGCAGAAGGCGGCGAGCUGGAGGAGAGGAUGGAAGCCGCUGCUGGUGUGGUGCGAGGUGCCGCAGCUGCCCCGCGGAUGCGCAUUCGAGAUCCAGCCAGUGCUGGCGGAGCCAGCGUUCCAGGGGCACGUGCCGAGCGAGUCGACGCGGAGCAGCAGCGACGAGGGCGCACGCGAGCAGACAGGCUGCUGUCCGGCGUGGCUGAGGGACGCGAGGCGUGGCGACGCCGUCGAGGAGGCGGGUGCGGGUGCUGUAGCCAUGCAGUGCUUGGUUUCGCGCGGGAGGUUCGCGAGAGCGCACGUCGGCGUACGUUUCCGAGAAGGUCAAGGUGCGGACGCGGACGCUGCAUCUUUGGGUGCGACGGCGGCGCGGAUGGUGGCGUCCGCCGCAGCGGAGGCGGGCUUGUCGCUGCCCGCAUCCAUCGCGCUCUUGCGGACGACACGAGCCGUCUCCUCGCCUGGCUGCGAGGCGAACGCCAUGCGGGAGCUGUGCGAGGCGUUCGCGAAGCCUCUGGGCACGGCUCUGCCGCCCCCGAUCGCGGCCACGGCCGUCGGGCACGACCCAUCUAUGCUGGAUGACGUCAUGAUCGAAGUCUUAAUGUUCCAUCCUGAGAUGACGGCCACCAGCUAG